This is a messenger RNA of Rhagoletis pomonella (apple maggot), 3278 nucleotides long. RefSeq lists its product as uncharacterized. The transcript is spliced from 4 exons. The coding region runs from base 797 to 2557 and encodes 586 amino acids. NCBI's taxonomy places the organism in Eukaryota, Metazoa, Arthropoda, Insecta, Diptera, Tephritidae. The record is from RefSeq and is a predicted model, not a curated record. Gene Ontology annotation, cellular component: membrane.
UUCGUUGCUACCAAAACGAACGAAAACGAAACGGAAAACCACUUCGAACUGAAGAAAGCAACCAACUAGUACUACUUAUAACUGUUACUCUGAAAAUAUAUACUGAGCAAAAAACGCCUACACACAAAAAUUGUUGAAAUCUGUGAAAUUUUAACUAUUUGCAAGUGAAAAGUGUAAAAUCGAAAAGUGCAUUCGAAAAAUAGGCGUAAUUUUGUAUAAAGUUUCGAAAAAGUGUAAGUGAAAAAUUUAGCAACAAAAGCGAAAAAUCUGCUAGCUACGUACGAAUAUUUGCCAACUGCCUACGCGCGUACGAAAAUCGAUAGCAAAACGACCAGCAGCCAAGCCAAGCCAGCACAGCACAGCAGCGACCAAAGAGCGGCCAGCCAGCGGUCGCGCGAACAAGAAACCAGCAAGAAAACAACAACAGCAACAACCAGCAAUUGUGUGCACUGCAUUAAAAGGGCAAACGCCAGCAGCAGCAGCAUACAUACAUACAUACAUACACGCGCACGCACACGCACAGUGGGUCGGCGGCACACAGCCACACGCACCGGCAUACGUACAUAUGUACCAUAUGGCAGCUGAAAAAAGCAUAGAAAAACAAGUGUAAUUGCAAUUUUCCACUGGAUUUGCACUUCAGAGCAAUCAAAUAACAAGAUUGCGUGGAACUCUGAACUUAAUAACUCAAUUUGAACUGCGGCUGGCUGUAGCGCGGAAGUGAGUUAACGAGAGGAAGUGUCAGAGCUGUAAGCUGUGAAAAUUACAAAAAGAACAAAAAAAAAAAGAACUUUAAAAUAUGGCUAAGCGUGGUGCAAUUGCGUUGGCGCUGCUCGGUGCAGUGCUGCUCAACAUUUUGGGUCACUGCGAAAUGUCCGUUUACCCAGGGCUUCGUCGCAAACCGAUUCGCCAAUUUCUGCAACAACCUUUUGAUGUAUCAUCCGAUUAUUUGUCCCAACUAAUGGAGGAGAAUGCGCGGCGACGUUUACAACAAACAUUCGAACAACAAUUGGAACGCAUCAAUAUGCAAAUGAAUCGCCAGCGACAGCGCGAAGAGCAACGUGAACGUUUGAGUCAACGUCUGCAGCUGUUGGCCGCUGAGAAUGCGGAAGCGAACGAGGAGGAGAGAGAGGGCGAGAUCGAUGUGGAAUCGACCGAAAUGGAUGAGGACGUUUACGAUGCCAAUCGCAAUCAAUAUAACAGCUACAAAAAUUUCGAGAACAACAACGACAUCAACACUGGCAAUCAAUACGUGGACACGAAUGGUCUCUUUAGCUACAAAUACCCACCGCCCAAUAUGGUGAGCUUAAAUGGCGACGCCGUGGGUGAGCGCAUACCCUUCGCAGUCGGGCCGGCCGAUCCACGUUUUUACGAGCGCGACAGCGACGAAGCGGAGGGGGAAAACAAUAGCGAUGAAUUGGAUUCGCGCGCCUUGGACGACUACCAGGAAUUUGUACCAGCCGAAUCGCAGAAUGUUGGCGCUAAAGUUGCGCCAGGCGCCGCAGUGGCUGCUGUUGAGCCUGAUACCGCAAGCGAAACCGCCGCAACGUCACACGUCGCAACGUCACCUGACGCCGCCGCCGCCGCCGCCAUUCCCGCUGAUGCCAAGUCACCUGUGCUCGCGCCAGCACCUGUUGAAACAACCAAAUUAGUCGACGGCAAUACGGCCACUUUCCAUCGCAUCAAACCGCAGAGCGUUGCUGCGGCAGCGGCGGUCGCAGGCGCAAAUGUCGCAGCGGCAAUGAAGCCCAAUGCACACGAGUCGGCGAGCGACGACAGUAAUCCACGACACGCGCUCAUCGACAAGCUGCAGAAGGAAGGCAAGUCGGUGGUGGCCAUGCACAAUAGUCGCGAGGCGGCAUUGGGCGGCGGUAGUGAUGCCAAUGGUGGUAUGGUGGUGCGUCAACAUUUGGGCGUGGACGGUGAGAUGGGCAUGUAUCUGGUGGCAUUGAUUGCAGGCGUGAGCGCCGCUGUGACAGUGGGUCUGAUAGCGCUCGGCAUCGCUUGGUACACAUUACACCGCAAAUCAAAGGCUGCAGCGGAUGUUGAAUAUCCGGCAUAUGGCGUGACCGGACCGAAUAAGGACAUCUCGCCCUCGGGCGAUCGCAAAUUGGCUCAAAGCGCACAAAUGUACCAUUAUCAGCAUCAGAAACAGCAGAUAAUUGCGAUGGAGAAUCGUCAGGCGGCGGAGGGCAGCUGCGGCAUGUCGGAUGUGGAAAGCGAUGAUGAGGAGAACGAGGAGGGUGAUUACACUGUGUAUGAGUGUCCUGGUCUUGCACCGCCAAUGGGCGAAAUGGAGGUAAAGAAUCCAUUGUUCUUGGAUGAAACGCCAGUUACGCCAUCGAGCAGCAUGACCGCCACUACAACAGCCACCACUUCAACUCCAACCAUUAGCAACAACAUAACACAUGCCACACCACAACAACCACCCACACAACAACUCGGCAAGAAGCCAACCACUUAUAAAGUUGUUGUUGGCGCUGCACCCAAUCCCAAAGCUACCUCAGCAGAGUCUACGUCUUCCGAGGAGAAUAGCAAGAGAAAGAAGAAUAAGAAGUAAGCGCAGAGGACGCAGCGCAAGAAGGAGGAUGAAAUGGAAGAGGUGGAGGAGGUGUAGGUGGAGGUGAAGCAGCAGCAGUAGCAGCAGCCUUUUGUGAUGUCAAAUUGAAAAGUGUAAUGAGAAAGUGAGUGGAUAUGACUAAGAAAUGGGGUCGGGAUAAUUAAUUUAAAUGAAUUUGCUGGUUUAUACACACUUACAAAGCGUAAAAAUUGAAACCACUGACACCAGGCCAAUUAUCACAAUUAACAAUAAAGAAAAAACAGGUUAUUAGAAAAUACAUAGUACUUGUGAUGCAUAAGUAUUUGAGAGCAUACUGAGUGUUGGACUUUAUAAAUAUUUAACUACAUAAUACCAAAAAAAUCCAUCACUGUAAUGUAAAUAAUAGCAUAUUUUCACAUCGAUGCGUAUGGAUGGACUUAAAAACGUUUGUGUUUAGUGUUAAUAAAAGGCGUUGGAAUUAUUAAAAAUAAGUUUUGCGAAAUUUCAAAAUUUACAAUUUUUAGAAAUUUCAUUUUAAAUCGACUUCAAAGAAGGAGGAGGUUAUCAAUUCGUCGGAAUAUUUUUUAUUUUAUUUUUUUUUUUUGUUAUGUAAGUUACCACACAACUUUGGCCUACGUUAACCGAUUGCUAAAAUUCUUUUUUUGAAGGAAAGAUGAAACCUCAGAGGUGGCCCCAUAUUAAUUUGGUUUAGAUCCGAUCAAUGGAUCAUGAAGAAAUUAAG